Molecule: messenger RNA, 873 nt
Organism: Corapipo altera (White-ruffed manakin)
Lineage: Eukaryota; Metazoa; Chordata; Aves; Passeriformes; Pipridae
Product: mas-related G-protein coupled receptor member A1-like
Exons: 2
Biological process (GO): G protein-coupled receptor signaling pathway
Cellular component (GO): membrane
Molecular function (GO): G protein-coupled receptor activity
Source: RefSeq, a predicted model, not a curated record
GAGCACCAUAAAACAAUUAGGUAGGUGGUAAUUACCAGUCUAAUGAGCUAUCAGGUUGAAUCCUAAAAGCAUCAAGAUUCUUUCACAUCUAACUGCUGCAGUGUUCAUCCUCUGGGGUAUUCACUCGGACAAAACAUUUCCUUUCCCGCAAGACCAACAGAAAUUUGAUGGGAGAAGAUAUAGCCUGUGUGCAACUGCCCAGUGCUCUCACAGCCUGACCUGUGAUUGUGCAGAAACGCCCCAAAAAGCAGCUUUAUUUGGGGAGAGACAGGCUGCUCAGAGCUUCUGAGGACGUGGAGACCCCACACCUCCUCAUCGGAGAAGACUGUGGCAAGGAGAGCUCAGACGCACAGGCAGCCGGGGACCACAUCCCACCUUCCACCAUGGAGCUGAAUCAGACAUCCCCACCUCCCACAUCUGCCGUGACGGACACCGAAGAAGACAAACAGUGCUGGAUAGACAUCACCGACGUGGCCAUAGAUGGUGUCACCCUGCUCAUUGGCCUCUGUGGGCUGGUGGGGAAUGGGGCUGUCCUCUGGCUCCUCGGCUUCCACAUCCGCAGGAACCCCAUCACCGUCUACAUCCUCAACCUGGCCGUAGCUGAUUUCACCUUCCUCCUCUUUGCCAUCACCUCAUCCCUCCUCUACGUGGUGAACAAUGCUUCUUGCUCUGCUGUCGUGUCCCUGAGGUACCUGAGGUCGUUCCUCCUGCUGUCACUGUUCUCCUACAACAUGGGGCUGUACCUGCUGACGGCCAUCAGCAUUGAGAGGUGUGGGUCCAUCCUCUGCCCGCUCUGGUACCGCUGCCACCGCCCCCAGCACCUGUCAGGGGUGAUGUGUGCCCUGCUCUGGGUCCUCUCUGUCGCUGUCAUUG